Molecule: messenger RNA, 2121 nt
Organism: Mercurialis annua (annual mercury)
Lineage: Eukaryota; Viridiplantae; Streptophyta; Magnoliopsida; Malpighiales; Euphorbiaceae
Product: pentatricopeptide repeat-containing protein At5g61990, mitochondrial-like
Exons: 4
Coding region: 189-1643 (484 amino acids)
Molecular function (GO): protein binding
Source: RefSeq, a predicted model, not a curated record
GGAGGGAAUAAACCUCUGAAAGAAAACAUAAAAACUACUGCAUUGCAAGGGUUUAAGGGGUUCUGUAAUCAUUUUCCACAAAAGCAAAGCAGUCUUGUAUCCAAAACGACGUAGCUUUAAGACCGGUCCGGUCCAAAUUUGCACUUUAGUCUAAAAUAGAGGCGGUCUCUGAAAAUUUGGAGGUGACGAUGAAAACCUCAAAUCUUACAAAGAUUAAUGUAAGGUACCUCUCAACUUCCUGUAUUUGCCCCUGUUCCCCUCAUGCUCAAACCCUAAUUUCAUCAUCUAGGCCGUUAUUACACAAUCGAAAACUUAAUUAUUCACAUUCUUUGAUUUCAUCAUCUGGGUCUUACUCAUAUUUUCACCACAGUUUUAGAAAAUUUUCUGCUUGUUCUAUAUCAUGCCCGUGGACUCAAUCUUUAAAUUGUUUAAGUUUUAGUAGAUUUAGUUUAAGAUUCUUUUCUCUGUCUGCUUCUCAGUGUAAUAAAUUGCAUGCUCAUCACCUUAGACCUGAAGCAACUCGAAACCAAGUGUCUGUUAUUAUUGGUUUACUCAUUACAGAAGAUAAAGAUUUGAAAACUAAGCUGAAUAGUUUGAGUUUUGGAUUGUCUAUUGCUGAUGUGAGUUGGGUUUUUAAUUUUUUGGAUAGUAAGAAAAAACCCGCGUUGGAUUUUUUUCAUUGGAUUAGGCGUUGGCAGCCGGAAUUAGAACGGAAUUCGCACGUUUGUAGUAUGGUUGUUCGUAACUGCGGUUGUUUAAAUGACUAUGAUGCCAUGCGAUGCUUAUUGAAGGAUUUUUCUUUGAAUGGAUUGUUUAUAAGUAAAAAGGCUUUCGAGUAUUUGAAUGUUAUAUCUGCAAAUGAGGAUUUGCUUAGGAAAUGUACUAGUGAUGUGGUUGGUAUUUUGCAAGAAGUUGGGGGAACGUCGUAUGGUUCCGGAGUUUACUCAUUGAUUGAAAUGUUUAGCGAGUUGGGAUUUUUUGACAUGGCAUUGUUCGUGAUUGGGAAGACGGAGAGAAAGUUAUCUUACUACAAUGUCUUGAUUAAAGUAGUGUCGCAAAGAUGUGAUGUGAAAGCAGCGAGAAAUCUGAUGGAUGAGAUGAGGAAGGAAGGAUGCAAUCCAAAUGCACAAACUUACAAUUAUGUGAUUAGUGGUUUGCUCAAAAAUGGAAAAUAUGGUGAUGCUUGCAACGUUUUUAAGGAAAUGAAAGAGAGAGGCUGUCCUCCUGAUGCAUUAACUUUUGAAAUUUUUAUUUAUAAGUCUUGUAAUGGUGGAAAGUUGGAUAAGGCUUGUGAGUUUUUGAAUGAGAUGGUGGCAACGGGUCUUGAACCUCGGCUGUUAACACAUGCUGCUUUCAUCAAAGGGUUUGUUAACGCUCAGCAAUAUGAGAAAGCAUAUAAGUAUGUUGUGGAUUCAGCUGAUAAGCACUCAAGCAAUGUGAAUUACAGUCUGCUUGCAGACCUCCAUCAGAAAAGGGGAAAUUUGGUUGAUGCUGUUAAUAUUCUUUCUGAAAUGAUUCAGAAGGGCCUUCGACCGAAUUUGAAGGUGUAUAUGAGAGUUAAAAACCAUAUUCAGAAGUCAGGCAACACAAAGUUGGCAUUAGAUUUACAGAAGAAGUUUCACCAGCUUGAUUUUAGAGCUUAGAACAGGGUGGAGUAAACAAGAAUAGGACCUGGUGACAUGGUUGGAACUCGAAACAGUCGCACAAUUCCUUGAGAAUGAAGCAAAUGGCUUUUAUCAUCUCACAAGUUUCUCUAAUAAGAGCAUUACUGAACUGUGAAAGCUGGAGGAUUUUGACAUGGGUGCACAAGCUUGGUAGUUAAAGGCUGAGUGUAGCUGAGUCUAGAAACAACAGCAGCUGUGAAGGGAACAACGCCGACCUGAAGUCUGAUGACAGUUCCUGGAUCAACAGUGGCAGGGCAUGAUUAUAACAAUUUACAAGUUCCAGAAAACGUAGACUUUAAUCAAUAUAUGGAAGACUUGAAACAAAUAAUCGAAAAGAUGUUGAUGUUUAUGCCAUUUGAGUGCAUCGAUAGUGCUUCGGCCGGAUAAAAUGGUUUUCUUGUUAUAAUAUUUUAAUAUUAGUUCAAUUAAAAUGCUACAAAGGCAAUUCUCUUUUCAA